Contarinia nasturtii (swede midge) is the source of this 4812-nucleotide messenger RNA. It is a transcript of the gene cwo, whose product is annotated as transcription factor cwo. NCBI's taxonomy places the organism in Eukaryota, Metazoa, Arthropoda, Insecta, Diptera, Cecidomyiidae. The transcript is spliced from 5 exons. Gene Ontology annotation, cellular component: nucleus. Bases 2858 to 4327 code for a protein of 489 amino acids. Gene Ontology annotation, molecular function: RNA polymerase II cis-regulatory region sequence-specific DNA binding; DNA-binding transcription factor activity, RNA polymerase II-specific; protein dimerization activity. Gene Ontology annotation, biological process: regulation of transcription by RNA polymerase II; regulation of neurogenesis; regulation of circadian rhythm. The record is from RefSeq and is a predicted model, not a curated record.
AGUUCCAAAUUAGAAAUACUGAUACCGAUAAUUUGUUCCAAUUGAAAAAUUCCAAUUUGGUGGAAUUUUUAUAUUUUUUUUUUCGUUCGUUUAUUCGUUCGUCUUCGUCGCAUACGUCAUUGAAACUGAAAUUUUACGGCGAAAACAGCUGUUUCGUUGUUUUUUCUCAUUCUUACCGAAUCCAUUCAUAAGAAGCGAGCAGUGGAACGAGAGCAAAAUAUCAGCACAACGAAUCAACGAGAGUUAAGAACAGUGCAGCGAGAAAGAGAGAGAUAUACACACAAAACUAAAGAAGAAGAAGAAAAAAAUCGCAUCGACGGAAAGGAAUAAGAAAUCAAUCGGAAAAUCAAGCCACAUACUUGAAAUUCAACUGUCACACAAAAGUCAAUUGAUUUGAUUUUCUGUCUCAACCAUUUUUUUUCGAUCCGUUAACAAUAUAUAGACGUUUCGUUUUCUGUAAUUCAUUGUUGUUGUCAUCAUCAGUCGCUUGAAUUUCAUCAGACAACAUAACAUCAAUGUGUUGAUUUGCCAUAGACCAAGAUAGCUGUUUUACUAGUGGCAGUCGCAUAUGGUUUAGUAACUAUUCCGAUUAUAACUGUUAUUUAUCAGUCAGUAUUGCUUUACUCUCUCUCUCUCUCUUUCUCCCGAUCUGAGCGAUACAAAUAAGCGAACACAGGAACUUACUUUGUUUCAUUCAUUCCGUCGUUUGCUUCGUCCGUUCAUACAUUCGGUUAUUAAUUUGUUGUUUGCCUCUUAUACACGUUUUGCAUUUAAUUCAGUGUGUGUCACUCGAAUAUUGUUCCACGUUUGUGUGUGCAUUACAUUUGAAAUUACAAUCGCAUUGCAUCGCAUUAACAACAUCGAGACAACAAAAAGAACCGAAAUAACUGCACUUAGCCAGCAAAUGGAAACAACACAAUAAUUGCCGAUCUUAAUCAACAACAAUUCAAUCCAAUUUCAUUCGUGGUACUUCAGAUAAGUGUAAUUUCUUUGUGUCUACAGUCGCAGUAAGUGCUUGGCCAUAAAAUCAAGUGAAAAAGUUAAAUCCACCGAAUAAAUAUUACUAUUAUUGAAUCGAAACCAGAAGUCUGUGCAAUAAAAUUCUAUAUUGAGCAAACAAUUUGAAACGAAAAACAAAAACCAAUGUGAUUUAAUAUUUUUGUAAAUAACUUGAAGAUUCAGAUUCAUAUUUCAAAGGAAAUCAAAUCAAAUAGCGACAGUUUAUAAGCCGAUGAUCCAAGUUACCGGUCUUAUGUACAAAAAUACAAUCCCAUGUAAAAUAAUAACAAAUCAUCGUCAAAACAGUUGAAUAAAAUAAAAUCAGUGUCAUUCAAUCGAAAAGGCUGGAACAUUUUCUAAAAAUAAAAAUAAUAGUCAAUUCAAUCAGGCCAUUGUGUAAAUUGAUUUCAACAAUUCAAAAAUAAGUGCAAAAUAAAAGUGCGUAUAUAUCAGAUAACUUCAAGAGACAAAUAAUGUUUAAAUUUUUUGCGAAUUCAUCCACAAAAUACAUAAUAAAAUAACAUUUAAAUUGAUCGAUCAAGUGAUAUAUUAAAGAGCAAGACAAACAAAAAUAUUUGGGGAAAACAGCAGCAAAAAUAACAAUUCCGAAAGAAAUUUUAUCGAUUUGACGGUGUGUCCGGAAAUUCAGUUUGCAUUGCGAUUAUCAAUUACUUCGUUACUAGACAGUUCGAUCCAAAUUGAACUGGGUGUGUUUGUUGGGAAAUUGGUAGCAGCGAGUGAAACAGUGGUAUUUCUAUUUUUUUGAUUUACUUGAAAACUUUAGUGAAUUUAAUGUGUAAGCCACAAGUGUUUUAUUACAAAAAUUGUGUUGUGUUAUUUUAUCGAAAACCUCGUUACACACAUUAUUGUUCCGUUUGGAAUAUCUUAUUGGGUACAGUUUAUCAAACGUGCAAAAUUUGAAGUAUUCGCGAUUUGGUGCGCUUCACACUUAGCAACGAAAAUCUAUAUAUUUCGUUUCAGUUGUUUCAAUUUUCGUUCCAUUCAAAUUUUCGAACCACCACCACCACAACAACAACAACAACAACCAGAAAAAGAAGAAGAAGAAAUUAAUAAAACCGAACAAAAAAAGAAAGAAGAGAGACAUAGUCGAACGAAGUGGAGAGUGGAAAGUGUUUAUUUUUUUGCGGUGCGAAUGAUAGAUAUUUUCAUAUUGUUGUUGUUCAUAUUAAUUAAUUUGUGCAUGUGGGUGAGUGAGAAGAGGACGGCAUAUAAAAUAAACAACAAAAUUUUAAAAAGCAAACUAGCACACAGUCAGAUAGAACGUGCGAGAAAGUCGUUUAGAAUAAAAUCGAUUUAUAACAUUUCACCUGCACAUCAUUUGCCAAUCGCAUUUCGAAAAGUUCAACAUUUUAUUUAUCGAACUCGCACGGAAUCGAUAGCAACAAAGCAGCCAAACAACCAAGUGCGAGAAGAGAGAAGAAGAAAAAAAAACCACACACAACAGGAUACCAUAAACAACAGUCAGCAGCAAAUCCAGAAUUCAAACGUGUCUAGUUUGCUGUUACGCCAUCACAAUAUAUCUAUCUAUAAGAGAGACCUUCAGACAUUCAGCGACUUGUUGAGCUUGCGUCAAUUGCUCACCCCAUACACAUAUCGUCGAGCAGAAAGCAGCACGGCUCUAUUCUUUUAUUUGCUUCCAAACGUCUUGUGUGCGCUCCCCAUUGCCGUGUAAAGGAAGAGAGAAAAAAAAACUAAACGAACAUUCAACAUUCCGUUUCAUCGCAUAUCGAAGCGAGAAGCACAGCAGAGAAGUGUUCGACGUCCCGUCGAAAGUGAUUUUCAGUUCCUUUGGAGAGCAUCAUUAGCAGUAGCAGCCGCCACCGCCACCGACACCGCCAUGGAACCAAUGUGGGAACAAAACAAUCAUAUCGCGCAUCAAGUCAAGUACGAGAGUGAUGCAGCGUUGCCUGGAUUUUCGUACUGUGGAGACAAUGGUUUAAAUUUUUCCACGAAUAGCGCUAAUUACAGCGAAGAUGAUGCCGAUUUUGCUCCGGGCCGAAGAAAUAAACCGUCUCGUCAAGAUCCAUUGUCGCAUCGCAUUAUUGAAAAACGUCGACGUGAUCGAAUGAACUCUUGUUUGGCCGAUUUGUCACGUUUAAUUCCGCCACAAUUCCAACGCAAAGGUCGUGGUCGUAUCGAAAAAACGGAAAUCAUUGAAAUGUCAAUAAGAUACAUGAAACAAUUGCAAAAUCAGGAAUGUUUGCACAAAGAAAAUGUCUAUCGAAUGGGUUACGAUGAAUGUUUACAGCAAGCGGCCAAUUUUUUGUACAACACACAUCGUGAAAUAUGCUUUCAACUAAUGGAUCAUCUGAAAGAGCAUUCCAAUGAUUUUAUGAAAGCCGACUUUUGCAAAUUGCGCAGCAACAAUGCCGAUUCAGUGAGUGCAUCGAGUGGCAGCCCACCAACAAAUGUAUACCAUAAUUCAGCACCAAUGAAUCAGCUACGGAAUAUGCUUUUAACGGAUAUGGAGCACAGCAACAGCAACGAUCACAAUGAUGUGAAAGAUUUGAGUUUUCGUUCGAAUCAACCACAACAGGCGGCUGUUAUAACAUCAACAGCACCACCAAUUGUGCAUUUGGAUUCAAGUAAUCAUGAUUUUGAUUCGUCACGUGCAUCAUCGGUUCAUGCCGAUACAGAAGUAUCAAAUGAGAAAACCGAUGGCACAACCAUUCAGUCGGUACGUGUACGCAAAUUGUCCGAAUCAUCGCAUCCAGAUCAUGAACAUCAUAACAACUAUAAAUUCAAGAAUUAUAUUCAACAGCGAUUUUCACAGGACAAUAACAGUCAUCAUGAUGAUCAUAAUGAUGAUACGACGGCCAUUAAUUUGAUACAUGAAAAUGGGCAAACCAUUGAAAAGGGCUCAUCAAUGGAACAUGAAACAGCCACACCACAUGCUAAACGAACCAAAUUUUAUGAUUUUGCUGAAUGCAGUAGUUGCGACGAAACAAAACCAACCACCAACGGUAUCACCGAAUUCAAAUCGGAACCGCUUACAAAUGGUUAUCAAAUGUUUCCAAAGCCGAAUGCCGCCAAUAAUACAACAUCCCGUUUUCCACAUAAUCCAGUUCCAAUAUUUGCAUUACAUUCGCAAGGUCGGCACUAUGUACCGCUUGCCGUUGAUUAUGAUACACUUGUACCGUACUUAGAUGGUUUCGAUUUAGUUGGAAAAAAUUGCACUCAAAUGCCACCGUGCCAUUCAGUCUCCAUUUCAGUCAAUUUCUCACCACCAAACCGAACGAAAUUGACAAAUGUCGUAUGUAAUAAUAAUCGUACCAAGAAUGAUAGUUUGGUAUGUAAUGGCUGGUAAAAAAAAUAACGAAUAAAUCAAAAUUUCAAAAAAUUGAUUUACAAAAAAAAAACCAACACACACAACAUAAAACUAAAGAAAAACAGCUAAACAUUUUAUAACAAUCCAAAAAUCAGAAAUUAAGUAGGUGUAUACAGGGUUUCGAACUAUGUGACACAGACACAUUUACAUAUAUAAACACUCGCUGAACACAAUUCCAUCACAUUUUAAUUGAUAUGCAUGUUUCCGUUUUGUACAUGAUCGUCACUUAUUUGAGAGUGUGGUGAAUUUUUCAAGCACCUUUCAUUCAUAAUCAAAAUGAAAUCGAUGCUCAAAAUACAUGUUACUCACAUUAAUUUUAUAAGGUUCUCAAUAUUCAGCGGGUGAACAAUAAAUACAGAAAAACAAAAAAACAAACCGAAUCCUACCAAUUAUACGUCAAUCAAAAUAAGUGGAUGCACAAAUCACAAAAAAAAGAAAAAAAAAAAACAUCAACUAUGAAAAAA